AUGACUUCUGCUCUUGGUCGCAAUGCUCGCGCCUGCAUGGUCUGCUCUGUCGUGCUGGCUAUGAAUGACUUCUACCGCGGUGGCUGCCCCAACUGCGAAGCGAUCCUCGGCCUGAAAAACUCACAAGACGCAAUUCAAGAAUGCACAUCUCAGGUUUUCGAGGGGCUCAUCGCACUGGGUGAUCCCAAGACAUCGUGGGUGGCUAAGUGGCAGAGGUUGACCGAGUAUGAGCCUGGUAUUUACGCCACUAAGGUACAGGGACAACUGCCCAAGGAGGUUCUGGAGUCGUUGGAAGACAAUGGCAUCAAGUAUAUACCAAGGGAUGGAAGCUCCCUUGAGGAUGACGUGGCUUCUUGA
Molecule: messenger RNA, 357 nt
Organism: Exophiala bonariae
Lineage: Eukaryota; Fungi; Ascomycota; Eurotiomycetes; Chaetothyriales; Herpotrichiellaceae
Gene: SPT4
Product: transcription elongation factor spt4
Exons: 2
Coding region: 1-357 (118 amino acids)
Biological process (GO): regulation of transcription elongation by RNA polymerase II; transcription elongation-coupled chromatin remodeling
Cellular component (GO): nucleus; DSIF complex
Molecular function (GO): zinc ion binding; RNA polymerase II complex binding
Source: RefSeq, a predicted model, not a curated record